This is a messenger RNA of Rotaria socialis, 1809 nucleotides long. Lineage: Eukaryota; Metazoa; Rotifera; Eurotatoria; Philodinida; Philodinidae. The record is from the annotation of a GenBank genome assembly.
AUGUUUACAAUUCAGUAUUGGACGAUAAGUUUAAUAACAGGUAUACUGAUUCUUAAUUGGCUUCGAGGACGAGUUAAAACCUCCCGGUAUCAUGUUAUUGCACGUCAACGUGCACAAGCAAAACGAACAGCUCGUGAUAAACGUCGAGAACAGUUGUUAAAUCUUCUACGAACAAAAUAUUCAAAGCAUCUGCCUGAACGUAGAAUAGCCGAGAGAAUAUCACAAUCAACAGCAGUUGAAUUACUAGAUGGCCUGCAUAAGAAAGAUUUUACUUACACACAAGUCACACUUGUACUUUCUUUGCGUGCCAUUAAAAUCGGACAAACACUUAAUUGCACUACUGAAGAGUUUUUUGAUCAAGCACUUGAAUAUGCCGAAAAAUUAGAUGAAAAUGACAAUAGUGACGCGGAAGUUUUACUUAAAGGUAUACCCAUUAGUUUAAAAGAUCAAAUUGAUCAGCAAGGAGCAGAUUCUUCAAUGGGAAUGGCUAUGAGAAAUUUUCAGCCAGCAUCUAAAGAUAGUCUUAUCGUUGAAUUACUUAAACAGCAAGGCGCAUUUCCUGGUUUUGUACGUUCAGCAACUAUACAGGCAAUGAUGUUACCGGAUACUGAAAGUGAAACUUAUGGAGUAGCAAACAAUCCUUACGAUUUAACACGUUCAACAGGUGGCAGUAGUGGUGGUGAAGGAGCAUUGAUAGCUUCUCGUGGUUCUCCGAUAGGAAUCGGUACAGAUAUUGGUGGAAGUAUUCGUAUACCUGCGCAUUUCUGUGGUAUAUUUGGAUUUAAACCUACACCAGGACGUCUUACAAAUAAGGGUGCAUGUAGUCCUAGUGCUAGAAAUGAAAUGGGCCAAUUAAAUAUUCGUGCAACUGCUGGUCCAUUAGCUCGAUGUACAGAUGAUCUUGUUCUUGUUAUGCGUUCAUUCUUGCAAGAAAACAUGUGGCAUAACGAUCCUGAAUUAAUCAGACAACCGUGGCGAAAUGAACGCUUUAUCGAUAAAAAAAGAUUGACUAUUGGCUUUUAUACAAAUGAUACUUGGUUUCCCGCUGCACCUGCUUGUAUACGAGCCGUUAAUGAAGCAGCUGAAGCUCUUCGUAAAGUUGGCCAUACUGUUAUUCCAUAUACACCAAUUGAUGUGCCGGAAGCUUUACGUCUUUUUCUUGGUAUCAUUGGAGCCGAUGGUAAUCGUCAUUUACUUGAAUCAUUAGAAAAAGAACCAAUCAAUUCACUUUAUAAACAACUGUUUCAAGCAGCAAAACUCCCGAAUUUUCUUCGUCCUUUAUUAGCGCGUCUACUUCGUAUUUUUGGUGAGCGACGCAAUGCUCAUGUUAUUCUAUCAGUAGGCUCAAAAACAGCUCAUGAAUAUUUUGAUUUAAUUAUCGAUAUGCAAAAGUAUGUUCAAAAAUGGUUAGAUGAUCUUAAAAGCAAUAAUAUAGAUCUACUUCUCGCACCAGUUAAUGGUUUACCAGCAUAUCGUCAUGGUCAAUCCGGUCAUUUAUUUCAUUCGUGUAGUUAUACGUUACUUUUCAAUAUUCUUCAUUUCCCAGUUGGCGUUGUACCAGUAACAUUAGUUCGAGACGAUGAACAAUAUUAUGAAGACAUUGGCAACUUAAAUAAUGACAUGGUUACAUCUCUUGCUAAAGAUGUAUGCCGACAAUCGGCUGGACUACCUAUUGGUGUUCAACUGAUUGGUUGGCCCAAUGAUGACGAACGUGUUUUAGGUGUUAUGAAAGAACUUGAAACUACCAUCGGAAAUAACUCAUCGCCCAUACCAAAGUUGGCCAAUAACAUUGACAUUUAUACAGAUUAA